AUGGGCGACAGCGACGACGAGUACGACCGGCGGCGCCGCGACAAGUUCCGGCGCGAGAGGAGCGACUACGACCGGUCCCGGGAGCGCGACGACCGGCGGCGAGACGACUGGAACGACAGGGAAUGGGACCGUGGCCGGGAGCGCCGCAGCCGGGGCGAGUACCGGGACUACGACCGCAACCGCCGGGAGCGUUUCUCUCCCCCCCGGCACGAGCUCAGCCCGCCCCAGAAACGCAUGCGCCGGGACUGGGAUGAGCACAGCGCCGACCCUUACCACAGCGGGUACGAGAUGCCGUACAGCGGGGCGACUGCCGGCCCCACCUACGGGCCCCCCCAGCCCUGGGCGCACCCCGAUAUGCACGUGAUGCAGCAGCACCAUCUCCUGCCCAUCCAAGCCAGACUAGGCAACAUCGCGGAGGUGGACGUGGGCAUUGCCCCGCCCGUCAUGAAGAGCUUCAAGGAAUUCCUGCUGUCCCUGGACGACUCGGUGGACGAGACGGAGGCCGUCAAGCGCUACAACGACUACAAGCUGGAUUUCCGGCGCCAGCAGAUGCAGGACUUCUUCUUGGCGCACAAGGACGAGGAGUGGUUUCGCUCCAAGUACCACCCGGACGAAGCGGGGAAGAGGAAGCAGGAGGCCCAUGGCGCCCUGCAGAACCGGCUCAGCGUCUUCCUCUACCUCAUGGACAACGGCUGGUUCGAGAGCUUGCAGCUGGAUAUCGACAAGGCCAACGCGAUCGUCAAGAUGCUGGACGCCGCCGUUAUCAAGAUGGAGGGAGGCACGGAGAACGACUUGAAGAUCCUGGAUCAGGAGGAAGAGGAGGAGAGGCAGGACAAGGCUGAGCCGGGGAAGAAGGACGAGGCCCGACUGUCCGACGCCGACCGCAAGGGCUCGGACAAAGAGGACAAGAAGGAGGAAGGCAAAAAGGCUGACGGCGACGAGCCGGUGGAGGAGAAAGCCAAGAAGUCCUCCGAGGAGGAAGAGGAGAAGCCGGAGAAGGAGGAAGAAGCAGAGAAAGAGGCCAAAAAGGCCAGCAAGAAGCGCAAGCGGAAGCGCAGUGGGGACGACAGCUACGACGAGGGGAGCGUCUCCGAGUCUGAGACCGAGUCCGAGAGCGGCCGCGCCGAGGACAAGGAGGAGGAGAAGCCCAAGGAGGAGAACAAGGCGAAGGAGGAAGAGGACGAGGCGGCGGCGACGACGAAGGCCAAGGAGAAGGACGGCUUGGAGUGCAAACCCCGCCCCCUCCACAAGACUUGCUCCUUGUUCAUGCGCAACAUCGCCCCCAACAUCUCCCAGGCCGAGAUCGUGGCGCUCUGCAAGCGGUACCCCGGCUUCAUGCGCGUGGCCCUGUCCGACCCCCAGCCCGAGAGGAGGUUUUUCCGCAGGGGCUGGGUGACUUUCAACCGGAGCGUGAACAUCAAGGAGAUCUGCUGGACCCUGCAGAACAUCCGGCUGCGGGAGUGCGAGCUGAGCCCCGGCGUGAACCGCGACCUGACCCGCCGCGUCCGCAACAUCAACGGCAUCACGCAGCACAAGCAGAUCGUCCGCAACGACAUCAAGCUGGCGGCCAAACUCAUCCACACCCUGGAUGACCGCACCCAGCUGUGGGGGGCGGGGGAGCCCCGCGAGGCCCCCCAGGUCUCGAGCCUGCCCUCCCAGAACCCCAUCCUGAAGAACAUCACGGACUACCUGAUCGAGGAGGUGAGCGCCGAGGAGGAGGAGCUGCUGGGCAAGACGGGGGAGGCGGCCGACGAGCCCCCCAAGGAGGGGAACCCAGCCGAGAUCAAUGUGGAGAGGGACGAGAAGCUCAUCAAGGUGCUGGACAAGCUGCUGCUCUACCUGCGGAUCGUGCACUCGGUGGAUUAUUACAACACCUCGGAGUAUCUCAAUGAGGACGAGAUGCCGAACCGCUGCGGGAUCGUCCACGUGCGCGGGCCCAUGCCCCCCAACCGUGUCAGCCACGGGGAAGUGGCCGAGUGGCAGAAGACCUUCGAGGAGAAGCUGGCCCCGCUCUCCACUGUGCGGGAGUCGCUGUCGGACGAGGAGGCCCAGAAGAUGGGCAAGAAGGACCCCGAGCAGGAGGUGGAGAAGUUCGUCACAGCCAACACCCAGGAGCUGGGCAAGGACAAGUGGCUGUGCCCACUCAGCGGCAAGAAAUUCAAGGGCCCCGAGUUCGUGCGCAAACACAUCUUCAACAAGCACGCCGAGAAGAUCGAGGAGGUGAAGAAGGAGGUGUCGUUCUUCAACAGCUUCCUCAUGGACGCCAAGCGCCCGGCGCUGCCCGAGAUUAAACCCAACCAGCCCCCCGCACCCGGGCAGGUUCUUCCCCUCCUUCCAGGUCUCACCCCUGGGCUGCCCUACCCACACCAGACACCCCAGGGGCUGAUGCCGUACGGACAGCCCCGCCCGCCUAUUAUGGGAUACGGUGUUUUCUCUGCUGACACAUGUCCGUCUGUCCCUCCCACAGGCGGCCCCCCCUACCCUCACGCCCCCUACGCCGCCGGCCGUGGUAAUUAUGACACCUUCCGGGGGCAGGGCGGCUACCUCAACAAACCGCGCAACAGGAUGGUCCGGGGCGACCCCCGCGCGAUUGUCGAGUACAGAGACCUGGACGCCCCCGAAGACGUGGAUUUCUUCUGAGUGAGACGGCCCCACCCCUUGUUUUAAGCCCCGCCCUGUUCCCCACAAACUGCCCCUCUCACUCCUCCACCCCCCCGGGUUUUUUAUACGAGUCUCCGCUACCGAAUUCCCCACCUCACCCCCACCGCCGACUGUUUGUACAUUUCACCUUGUCGGUCCCAACUCGAUUUCAAUAAAUACCUGGAUGUAACCGCC
Messenger RNA from Emys orbicularis (European pond turtle), 2835 nucleotides. It is a transcript of the gene SRRT, whose product is annotated as serrate, RNA effector molecule. Gene Ontology annotation, cellular component: nuclear body. Lineage: Eukaryota; Metazoa; Chordata; Testudines; Emydidae. Gene Ontology annotation, biological process: primary miRNA processing; mRNA processing. The record is from RefSeq and is a predicted model, not a curated record. The coding region runs from base 1 to 2640 and encodes 879 amino acids. The transcript is spliced from 19 exons.